Portunus trituberculatus (swimming crab) is the source of this 948-nucleotide messenger RNA. Its product is annotated as transcription factor A, mitochondrial-like. NCBI's taxonomy places the organism in Eukaryota, Metazoa, Arthropoda, Malacostraca, Decapoda, Portunidae. The transcript is spliced from 7 exons. The record is from RefSeq and is a predicted model, not a curated record. Bases 18 to 860 code for a protein of 280 amino acids.
AAUGGGCAAGCCUCUUAAUGUGUAGCCUCUGUUCACCUAGCAGUAAAUAUGUACGGGAUGAAAAUAGCGCGAUGGUCUUGUCCCUGUUGGCUAAUGUUUCCCGACCAUGUAUGGUUUACAAAGGUUCUUCAGUAAGAUUAUGGCCUCUAGCAUGUCUCGUGUGCUCAGCUGGGAAGAAAACCUUGCAGCAAGAGCCUGAGCUUCCUAAGAUGCCCAAGAAGCCUUUGUCACCUUAUAUACAAUUCCGUGUGAAAAAUCUGGAUGAUAUUCAAAGAAACAAUCCAUACUUGACUGCUAAAGAGGUAGAAAAUAAAGUGCUGGAAAUGUGGCAGGGUCUCAGCUUUGAAGAGAAGAACCUUCACUCUCUAGAGUAUGAGAAAAAAAAGACAGAAUAUGCUACACAGUAUAAGGAGUUUGCAGAGAAAUUAGAUGCCCUAACAGUAAACCAAACAUCUGAUAGCAGAGGAAAGAGAAAAGGCAAACUGAAACUAAAACCUGAGGAAGUCUAUAGUGUUAUGAAGAAAAAGCUCAUCAAAGAGACAGAGAACAUUGCAAAAAAAGAGGAUUGUGAUAGCUUGGGGAAACCUAAAAUUCCAAAAAAUUCCUUCACAGUUUACCUAAAUUCAUUAAAUCAAGAUGGAAUUAAGUUUAAGAACUUUCAUGAAGGAUCAAUAAUGUGGAAAGAGUUGCCAGAAGAAGAAAAAGAAAUUUUCCGUCAAAAAGCCAGAGUACUUCAAGAGCAGUACCAAGCUGCACUUCUAGUUUGGGAAACCAAGAUGUGGGAAAUGGGAAGGUAUGACCUGGUUCGCAGAGAGCAAAGGACACGGCUGAGACGAAGGCAAAGACUUAAAGGUUCUUAGCAGUGUCCUGGGUACUGUAUAUAUUAGAUUAUAAGAUUAUUUACUGCUACACUUGAUCUUAAAUUGAGUAAAACAUAAAAAAAUUCUA